Messenger RNA from Asparagus officinalis (garden asparagus), 1195 nucleotides. RefSeq names its product adenylosuccinate lyase-like. Lineage: Eukaryota; Viridiplantae; Streptophyta; Magnoliopsida; Asparagales; Asparagaceae. The transcript is spliced from 5 exons. Bases 424 to 1026 code for a protein of 200 amino acids. Gene Ontology annotation, molecular function: catalytic activity. The record is from RefSeq and is a predicted model, not a curated record.
ACCCAAAACCCAUAACCCAAACCCAAAAACCAAAAACCCAAACCCAAACCCAAAACCGACGUAACCCUAAUUCUCAUUUUCUCACUCACCCGACGCCGCAAGAAAUUUCCAUCGACCGAGCUCAUCUUCAACCUCGUCGAACUGUCUUCAUCUUCGUCGAAGCUCGACCUCGUCUUCAACCUCGUCUUCGAUCUUCAACAUCCGAGCUUCAACCUCGUUUCGAACUCGUCGAAGCUUCGUCUUCAACCUCCGAGCUUCAACCUCGUCUUCGAACUCGUCGGAGCUUCGUCUUCAACCUCCGAGCUUUGUCUUCAACCUCUGAGCUCCUCUUCAACCUCCGAUCUGUUCCUCGUCGAAGCUCGAACUCGUCGAAGCCUCUCGAUUCUCGAAGCCUUUGGGAGUCUGCUUCAUUCCUGUAACAAGAUGGAGCAUCAUCGUGAAGAGGAGGUUGUUGAUCUUGAGUCCUUUAGCAUUAUGGCUUUAUCACCUUUAGAUGGCCGAUAUUUGCAGAAAGUCAAGGAUUUGCACCCAUUCUUUAGUGAAUAUGGGUUAAUCCGUUACCGUGUAAUGGUUGAGGUAAAAUGGUUGCUAAACUUAUCAAAAAUACCUGAAAUCAAGGAGGUUCAAAGCUUUAGCGAGAAUGCCAGGUCUUAUUUAGAAAGUAUAGUUAGUGGCUUCAGCAAAGCUGAUGCUCUGGAAGUGAAAAAGAUUGAAAAAGUAACUAACCACGAUGUUAAAGCAGUGGAAUACUUCUUGAAACAGAAAUGUCAAUCCAAUGCUGAGAUUGCUGAGGUACUGGAGUUUUUUCAUUUUGCUUGUACAUCAGAGGAUAUAAAUAAUUUAGCCCAUGCAUUGGCACUGAAGGAGGCGUUCAACACUGUCAUAUUUCCUGUGAUGAUUGAGUUGUUGAAUGCAAUAUGCAAAUUAGCGAAGGAAAAUGCUCAUAUCUCCAUGUUGUCUCGCACUCAUGGACAGCCUGCUUCACCCACUACUUUGGGAAAGGAGAUGGCAAAUUUUUCUUUCUGACUAAGUGAAGUAGGGAAGACCUUUACAGAAGUGCAAAUAUUGGGCAAGUGUGCUGGAGCUGUUGGAAACUACAAUGCACAUAAAGUUGCAUAUCCUGAUAUUGAUUGGCCAACUGUUGCAGCUGAGUUCGUGACCUCUUUGGGGUUAGGUUUCAACCCUUACGUGACAC